CACAAAAGUUCACUGGACGGCUGGACGCCAUAAAACACGCCUUCAAAUGUUGAAAUGACAGGAAGGAUUCUUAAGUUUUUCCACAUGUUUACAACAGAAUUUGAACUGGUUCUACUCCCAUGACCUUUAUUUGAAAGCACAUAUCUACACCUUAUCACCUGAAUCACAAAGCAAAUGAUUCCAACUCCUUAUGAAAACGAAUUCUGUGUGCAAAAACGCAUCCGGCUUACGACUUGGUUAAGGCAGCAUGGUUGGCACAUGUAAUGAUAAUGGAAAAUAACAGCAAUAACGUGCAAAUAAAACACUCACCUCAAUUACAAUCCUUCCCAGCGGCUGUCCGUCGGCACUCAUAUCAAAAAAUACCCUGGGGAGACCCAUAGUUUCGCAAAAACUUCUUGCUAAUGUUAAGAAACUAGAUGGUAAAUGCAAACUUACGGAUCUGCCGGCGAAUGCGCUUUGAAAACCGGCUUGACGGGAAAGGGAAGCAAGGUAGGAGGCCAUCUUUGCUGCCGGAUGUACUACUGCAGUCGUUUAGUGAAUAUCGCCUGGGGUAGCCCAAACGCAGCAGAGAUGCUGAACCGAAACACCUUACAACCACCCCCAUUGAUGAGCCAAAAUACUGGAUUAGGGAAUCUUGGAAGAAAUAUUGUGCCUCCUUUUCAACAACCACAGCAAGUGUUCCAGAAUACCAUGGGGCUACAACAACAAAAUAUAGCAGGAUUGGGUCGUGGACUUGGUCUGGCUAAUAGUGCAAUGAACACAACACUGAAUCCACAAAUUGGCACAAAUCCUUUGUUCCAACAAGUAGCCUAUCCCAAUACCAGAAAUUUGAGUGCAAAUGUCAACACUGGUUUAAACCCUGCUGCUUUCAAGAGUACUGUACAGCAAACAGUACAGAAUUCUGGAACAGGAGCUAAACAGAGAGUAUUUACAGGUUAGUGCUACACAU
This is a messenger RNA of Acanthoscelides obtectus, 949 nucleotides long. The record is from the annotation of a GenBank genome assembly. Lineage: Eukaryota; Metazoa; Arthropoda; Insecta; Coleoptera; Chrysomelidae.